Molecule: messenger RNA, 1740 nt
Organism: Pyricularia grisea
Lineage: Eukaryota; Fungi; Ascomycota; Sordariomycetes; Magnaporthales; Pyriculariaceae
Exons: 2
Coding region: 1-1740 (579 amino acids)
Source: RefSeq, a predicted model, not a curated record
AUGCAUCACGCAAACAUCCAUCCAGAAAGCUCAAGAAGACCUGCACUUGACACAGUCGACAGCAGCGAGACAUGGCGUCAGACGGGAGCAUGUGAUUUAGAACCAGCCCCCACUGCUUCUCGGCCACGCACAGUAUUUAAACUCUCCGCGCGGAAGAACUCAAGUGCCAAACAGGUUAAUGACCAAACCGUGAUGGUCGGAGCAGGACUGGGUCCUGGUGAGAGACAGCCUCUCGAAGCUGUCUACACUGAUGGGCUUACUGAAGACGACUGCGCCUGGGAGCGAGGAGACGGUCAACAGUCUGCGCUCGAGUAUGACAGUAGCUCAAGCUACUCUUCAUUUUCAGACGUCAGCUUGCACUAUGGGCAGCAGCAAGGCUUGUACCACCUUGAAAACAUCAGACUUCAUGACGUAAACACAAAAGUAGCCGAGCAAGAAGCCACUGCCAUGGGGACGCAAACAAGCGAGAGCCAAGACCAGAUCAAGCGCAGAGAUGUGCUACUUGGGUUGUGGAACGAAAUGUCGUGCAAUUUCGCGGCAAAGGCAAGGCUUUUGCGCUUCGAUUCGCGACUGCCCGAGAGCAACCGAGCGCCCUUAGCAGUGGCCCUUGACCAGAUGGAGGCAUAUCAUGUCCAGGUCGUCAAAUACUGCAUGAUGCAUGUAGAUGGCUUUCUGGAUUCUGGCUUCAACUGCUUUUUGACUGAAGAACAAAAAGAAAAGGACAGUGUAGACAGCUCUGAAAAAGCCAAAGACCAGGAUCGCACAUCGACCACCUAUCAAUUCUGUACAAGAACUCAACCUUUGGGAUUGGAAAUCGAUUGUUGCGCUCAAUGGUUGGUAAAGGAUUCACCCGAGGCUGGUCACGAGGCGUGCAGCGGAGACGAGGAACAAGGGAAAGCCAUCUUGGAGAACAGUCCCGGCGGUGCCAGCAACGAAGAAAGAGUAGCGGCACCUUCGAGAUCUGGCAGUGGGGGUGGAACCACGAUGGGUUCAUACAAAUCCUCGAUUGCCAUAGACACAGAAGACUCGGGUACCAUUCCCACCUCGUUGGAGACGCGUUUUUCCGCAGUGUUUCAUGGUGGACUUUCGAUAAGCCGAGAGGUGUCCACAGCAAGUGAACAUUUGCCAGAAGAGACCAGAAACAGCCGGCGGUAUGCUGACAAAGGAAAGUCAACAUACAACACGCCGGAGCAGGCUUCGAUGCGUUCCACACACUCAGGCUCGUCAGUGAGCGCACGUGAUCACUGCACGACGACCAAGAUGAGAGUGAAGCGACUCGAGGCAAUCAUUCUCAGCCUGGACCGUGCCUGCUCCCAGAUUGGCGAAAUGACGGUCCUGAUGGGGAAUAUAAAUCGAAAGCUGCGCAGCAACUACCACAUACUCCCCGUCGGCGUCCGGCAUAAAUUCAGCCAGGUACUCGCGCAAAAGUCGGCGAAGCUAAGCCUGAUCGGCUGGACGUUUUGCCACCGAAUGUCUUGUGAGACAAAAAGAAUCGAGCUUGUUUUGGCCUCGGUUGUCGUUCCACCACAGGUAUGGAGUAUCGCCCAAACCGAAGCGGACUCGGGAUCCCAUGACUACCAGAAAGGAAGCCGUAUGCGUCCUUUGAAGCUAGAAAUGUACGGAGCCCUGUCGGUCAACUCUGAAGCUGUGGAUAAACGUGAAGAUCGAGGCCUGGGGCAGUUGCUGAAGCGUUUGCCCGCGCUGAACUGUCUUGUCACGAGACCGGAACUGUAUGGUUGA